Molecule: messenger RNA, 2812 nt
Organism: Cladocopium goreaui
Lineage: Eukaryota; Dinophyceae; Suessiales; Symbiodiniaceae
Source: the annotation of a GenBank genome assembly
AUGCAGCCAGGUCUUGUAUCCAUUUUCACUACUGGUGUGCCUAGAGCUCAGUCUCUGCAGAUGGACAGCACGGAGCUCAAAAAGGGCGCCUUGGACGCCUUGGACGCCUUGGACGCCUUGACUCUUCCAGGAAUUGCUGGUGCCGAGGUCUUUUUGUCCUCAAUCCUGUGUAUCUUGUGGUCGGUGGUCUUCAUGGUCACCACAGCCCUGGUGGACACGCAGCCGUUGGGGACUUGGAUUGAGUCAGCCUGUGGGCGCCUGCUGGCGGUUGGGAGUCUGGGGCACCUGGUGGCAGUUGACUACGGAGUAUGCAGUGCUUUGGGGCCUCUCAGAGUCUUCUGUCAGCUGUCUUUGCCUCUGCCAGUUCCCUUUGAGCAGGCCCGUGGUUCUGCGCGUCUUGGUCCUCGGCACCGGUGUUUUGAAUUGGCCCUCGGGGAUAUUCCACAGUGGACAUUUGCUGCUGGGGUGUUUUGUGGCUUGCUGAUUGUGCCCCUGAUUGACAUUUUGAGCCUGAUCUUUCUUGGGUGGCGGCGAUUCAUCUCCUGGGCCUUCGCACAAGAGCAGCGGCGUGGUGCAAGACAGUCACGUGAAACCUCUCGGCCACUUCACAAGGUGGUUGCACGAGCAGGCCAGCUCACUACUGGACUUGAAGGUGAGAACAGCAGGUUACGAGACAAGGUGCGACUGCUUCGAGAAGAACUGAGGAAUUUGACACUGAGGGUGAUUGAUCCAGUUGGGCCUUAUUCCUGGAGCUUGCGUGAAUCAGUUGCUCGAGAGAUUGGUGCCUUGGACGGUGAACAUCGAGGUGAGUCAGGUCGUGACAAGAUCAAAGGUUUGCAGAGUCAGUUUUCAUUGGGGUUUCGUCCUAGCAUGCACGAGGCGCCCCUUGCCAUCGCGGGAACUGGCCUACAUCAACCGUCUGUUGACGGUGAGACUCUUUCCGACCCGGAGCCUCGCAGCGAAGUGAUUGGGCCGGAAGUGGCACUUGGGCCACGAGAUUUUGUUCUUGCUCAAGAAGACGGAUCCUCUGAUCGUCUCUGCCGAGUUGGCCGGUUGGUGCUUCCAGAGUCAGGGCUGGUCACUGCCAUUGCAGUUGCCGACAUUGACGGCAAGCUCCUAGUUAUAGUUGCUGUGCCAGAGCCUGUUUGGAAUAGGGCCGUGGCAAAAAGGAUUCUUCCUCAGCGAGCUCUGAACAAACCCUUGCUGUGGCUUGAAACCCGGAGAGCCGCGAGCGUCCAGAAAGGUCUUCAACAGACGGGUAGGAGCCUCCCCAAAAAGAGUCUUGCGCGUCCUCUUCCACCGCCUCCAGCGAGCAAAGCUGGGAAGCCCAAUGGACCAAAGGUCAGCUGCAGUGGCGAAUUGCUGGAAUGGAGCCAGAGGUUGUGCAGUCAGCCCCUUGCAGCGGGCAUUUCUAUGGAACACCUCCUGGAGAUGGAGGCAAUCUUGCGGGGAAAGCCCAGAAGGAUAGAGGAGUUGCCUCGGCAGAAAGUGCCAGCGAAGGUGCGCAAAGGUCCUCUCAGCGAAAGCGAGGAAGAAGAGGAGGUCGACGAAGAGGGUGGAGGUGCUCUUUUAGAAGGGCCUGGCGGCCAAGGAGAUGGAGGUGGGAGUGCCAGCAACAUGGAGAAGGCCAUCGUCAAAUUGACUGCCAUAGCCUCGAAGCUUGCUGGACCCAAAGACAGGAGCAAGUUGGAAGCGCUUCUGGACGGAGGCAGUGGUGGAGCAAGUGGAGCAGAGAGCAGCUCAGGUGGGAUCAGGGGUGGUGGAUGUGUUCAUGCUUAUCAAGCUCGAGUCAGUUUGCCCACACUUCUCUGGCAUAUGAUGAUCAAGUUCAGUGUGCUUUAUGCUGUUCCAGUCGAGGCGUUCCCUGUAGUCUGGGAGAGACCUGAGGAGCUCUGCGCGGUGCUGCAUAGCCGGACUCCUGAGGCUGGCGGCGGGCCUAUCCGUUGGAGAAAGGAUGGUGAGGCUGUGCAGUCAGAGCCCGCUUUCGAUCCCUUUUGCCUGAUGGACGAGCAACCCGAGAGUGCUUGGACCCGUGCCAUCAUUGCACCUGUGCCAGUCAAGGAUGACUCGCGUUUGACAGUUUGGGAGCCUUACUUGGGCACGCUGGAUAUGGAAAUUGGUUGGUGUGGAUUUCCGCGCCCAGUUGGUGGGGCCUGGGAAAAAGACUGCUCUGAUUACGAGAGCGACAAGCUGAAUGUCACGGACGUGGAGCCUGAACCCGCCCAGCCAGAGUUGCAGAUCAGCAUCUCCAACGGCAGCGACGGCCUCAACGGCCAACAUGGCAGCCAACAUGGAAGCCAGAAUGGCAAGCAAGGCCAAUGGUCCAGGAAGGUCAAGCCGAGACCUCCUCCGAUGCAACACUUGCAGUUGGACACCGAAGGGGGCGAGGGCAGUGAGGAUGAUCAGCUGCAGGCGCUUCGAGACAUGGAGGCACCUCAGAGCAGGACCAACUCGUCCUCGAAUAUGUACCACCGGCGCCUGUCAGAUGCACGGGGGAUCUUCCACACUGAAGACAAGCGACCGCCAACACCAGCCCGCCUGGGUUCCGCUGGAUCAUCGAGACAGCACAGUCCAACGGAUCAAGGCGCGCCAAACUGGGCCACUGCCAACAUCUUUGGGCGCAGACUUUCAACACCUGUGGGUCAAGCAGCUGAUACCAACAUUCUUGACGGCUCCAAUACGGAGGCUUCAGCUCAGGACGAUCGUCCAUUUCUGGUGUGAGGGAUCCCUUGGAGCCACCAAAGAUUUGUGAUGCUCCAAGGCCCUAGGGCAAGUCGGAGAGGCUUUUCAGAGAACGAAACUUGUUUUUUUC